This is a messenger RNA of Sesamum indicum (sesame), 2137 nucleotides long. RefSeq names its product DEAD-box ATP-dependent RNA helicase 35. Gene Ontology annotation, biological process: mRNA splicing, via spliceosome. Gene Ontology annotation, molecular function: zinc ion binding; ATP binding; RNA helicase activity. The record is from RefSeq and is a predicted model, not a curated record. Lineage: Eukaryota; Viridiplantae; Streptophyta; Magnoliopsida; Lamiales; Pedaliaceae.
CCUAAUCCCUAAAUUUUGAUCAAACUUCGGAUAGCAACACCCAAAAUAAGGAAUCAAUCAAAUUCAGGAGAGAAAGAAGUACAUAGAGAACCUAGUUUAUUAGUAAAAGGAAAAGGAGUGAAGAAACAUUUAAGCUCCACCAUUACGCCGUGCGAAUCCGCUGAACUUUAAUCUUCUUCCCCGCCACACAGCAAGCAUCUGUUGUUCUUUCUCUUGUCUGGAAGAUCCCUCAAAUAUGGACAUGAUAGAAGAAGAUGAUGAUUAUGUUGAGUAUGUUCCGGUGGCCAAACGCCGUGCACUUGAAGCGCAGAAGAUUCUCCAGCGCAAGGGAAAGUCUUCCGCACUUGAUGAAGAGAUUGAAAAGCAGAAACUUGUUGAGGCUAAACCAAGUUUAUUAGUUAAAGCUUCUCAGCUGAAGAAAGAGCAGCCUGAAAUCACCCAAACCGAGCAAAUAAUAAUGCAGGAAAAGGAGAUGAUUGAACAUCUAUCAGACAGGAAAACUUUGAUGUCAGUUCGGGAGCUGGCCAAGGGCAUAACUUAUACGGAGCCUUUGUUGACAGGGUGGAAGCCGCCGCUGUCCAUUAGAAGGAUGUCAAAGAAGGCUUGUGAUGCCAUCAGGAAGCAGUGGCACAUUAUUGUGGAUGGAGAAGAUAUUCCCCCGCCAAUCAAGAAUUUUAAGGACAUGAGAUUUCCAGAACCCAUUUUGAAGAAGUUAAAAGCUAAGGGGAUUGUGCAGCCCACACCUAUCCAAGUGCAGGGACUGCCGGUAAUUCUGUCAGGAAGAGAUAUGAUUGGGAUUGCUUUCACGGGAUCUGGAAAGACCUUAGUUUUUGUGCUGCCACUCAUUAUGAUAGCAUUGCAGGAGGAGGUGAUGAUGCCAAUUGCUCCUGGGGAAGGACCAUUUGGGUUGAUUGUUUGCCCUUCAAGGGAGCUUGCAAGGCAAACAUAUGAAGUUGUAGAACAAUUUCUGGAACCAAUGAGAGAGGCAGGUUAUCCAGAAUUGCGACCUUUGCUUUGCAUCGGAGGGGUUGAUAUGAAGUCACAACUUGAUGUAGUAAAACGAGGAGUCCACAUUGUGGUUGCUACGCCAGGGAGGCUCAAGGAUAUGCUAGCAAAGAAGAAAAUGAACCUUGACAACUGCCGGUAUCUAACAUUGGAUGAGGCAGAUCGUUUGGUGGACCUGGGCUUUGAAGAUGACAUUAGAGAAGUGUUUGAUCACUUCAAAGCCCAAAGGCAGACCCUUCUAUUUUCUGCCACCAUGCCCACAAAAAUUCAGAAUUUUGCUAGAAGUGCACUGGUAAAGCCUGUAACCGUCAAUGUGGGCAGAGCUGGAGCUGCAAAUCUUGAUGUGAUUCAAGAAGUUGAAUAUGUAAAACAGGAGGCAAAGAUUGUUUAUCUUCUUGAGUGCUUGCAGAAGACACCACCCCCGGUUUUAAUAUUCUGUGAGAACAAAGCAGAUGUGGAUGAUAUUCAUGAGUAUCUUCUCUUAAAGGGAGUUGAAGCUGUUGCAAUACAUGGAGGGAAAGAUCAAGAAGAGAGAGAAUAUGCAAUUGCGUCCUUCAAGGCUGGCAAGAAGGACGUUUUAGUGGCUACUGAUGUGGCAUCCAAAGGUCUUGAUUUUCCAGAUAUCCAACAUGUCAUCAACUAUGAUAUGCCAGCUGAAAUAGAAAACUAUGUCCAUAGGAUUGGAAGAACUGGGCGAUGUGGGAAAACAGGAAUUGCCACGACAUUUAUUAACAAGAACCAGAGUGAGACAACUCUGCUUGAUUUGAAGCACCUGUUGCAAGAGGCAAAACAGAGGAUACCACCUGUUCUGGCUGAGCUCAACGAUCCAAUGGAAGAUGCCGAGGCAAUAGCUAAUGCAAGUGGAGUCAAAGGGUGUGCCUAUUGUGGUGGUCUUGGUCAUCGUAUUCGUGAUUGCCCCAAGUUGGAGCAUCAAAAGAGCAUGCAGAUCGCCAGUUCAAGGAGGGAUUACUUCGGUUCUGGGGGCUACCGUGGGGAAAUGUGAUUCACACUCUUCUGUAUGUUUUAUAUUUUGUAUUACUCUUUAGAACGUUCAUAGUGACAAACAAUUUCACAUAUCAUUUUGAUGUUUAAAGUUGGAAUGUUAUUUUGAAUGAAAGAGUUUUAACCCCAA